UGUGUGUGAAUCAAUGGUAAAUUUCAUUCCUAAAUAAAACAGUUCCAUUUGAAUUCCAUUGAAAAAUGCUUAAAUGUAGGUGCUUAAAUAUAGUCAUUUGUUACAAAAAAGGUAGCCAAAAAGAAAACGAAGGUUUACAAAAUAAACACAUUUCCUCAUUUAUAACCACUAGUCAUAUAUUUUUCAAAAGUACCUAAAUGGAGUUUGUACAAGGAACCAAACACAAUGAAAAGAAAGAGUGAUGCUUUCUAAUCCAUAGAGCACACUUCAGGAAAACAGCCUACAUAAAGACGAUCGUGGUCAGGGGUUAUAUAAUCGGUGUGUUUGUGCAGUUACCCAGGAACCAGAUAUAAUCACACUCUGUACAAAGAGGAGAGUAAUGAUCCUUUUUCCUCAAUGUUCUGGUGGAAACUUGAGAGAGGCGAAGGGUUAAACCUUGUGUGAGACACGGCUCCUCCCUGCCUGGCUGCUCUGUGGAUGUCACUUGAGCCCCGUGAAUUUCUCUUCUACCCCUCACCAUGUCUUCAGGACUGUCUCAGUGUCUCAUGAAAAGAAGCAGCAGUUGGCUGCUGCCAAGCACUGCUGCACUGACCCGGGUUGACUGCAGAGUAUGGGGGAGCACGUCUUCUGCCACCCAGGACUUCACCAGUUUCCAGUCCAAGCCCAGGACACUAAAGGACCUGCCCCAUGUCAGCUCUUUGGAGAUGAUCUACAGAGUAGUGUGCCAGGGGUUUUACAAGCGUUUACAUGAGUUACAGAUCUAUGAGAAGCAGAGAUAUGGUCCCAUCUACAGAGAUGGACUGAAGUCAGUGUCUGUGAACACACCACAGCUGCUGGAGGAGCUCCUGAGGAAUGACGACAAGUUCCCCUGUCGAGGAGACAUGUCUCUGUGGAAGGACUAUCGUGACAUGAAGGGACUCGGCUACGGACCGUUCACAGUGGAGGGCGAACAGUGGUACAACUUGAGGGCCACUUUGAACAAACGUAUGCUGCACCCCAAAGACUCUGCAGAGUACAGCGGUGCCAUCAGUGAAGUGGUCACAGACUUCAUCAAGAGAGUUGACUAUCUGCGCCAGUGCAGUCCCACAGGAGACCUGGUGACCAACCUGGCCAACGAGCUCUAUCACUUCUCACUGGAGGGGAUUGCGUCCAUUCUGUUUGAGACGAGGCUUGGCUGUCUGCAGAAGAAAAUCCCUGCAGGCACACAGGACUUCAUCAAUGCCAUAGGUCAGAUGUUCACAAACAGCGUGCCUGUCAUGAUGACGCCCAAGUGGAGUCGCCACAUGCUGCCCUACUACCAUCGUUACAUAGGAGGCUGGGAGGGAAUCUUUGACUUUGCCAGGGAGUUAAUUGAUAAGAAGAUGGAGGACAUCCAGCAGCGUGUAAAACGUGGCCAGAAUGUUGAGGGUGAAUACCUAACGUACCUCCUGUCAAACACACAGAUGAGCAUGAAGGAUGUUUACGGCAGCGUCGCUGAGCUCCUUCUGGCUGGAGUAGACACGACGUCCAAUACACUCACAUGGGCUUUACACCUGCUCUCCAGGAAUCCCCGAGCCCAGGACAGACUCUACAAUGAAGUUUCCACAUUUGUACGAGCAGAUCAAACCCCCUCUGCUGCUGCUGUCUCCCAGAUGCCCUACCUGAGAGCAGUUGUAAAGGAGACGCUCAGGAUGUAUCCUGUUGUUCCUAUGAAUGCAAGGAUCCUGUCGAAGAACGUCACCGUUGGCGGAUAUCAAUUUUCCAAAAAUACGCCUUUUAUACUGUGUCACUAUGCCAUCAGUCACGAUGAAGAUACUUUUCCAGAACCAUUCCAGUUUAAACCAGAGAGAUGGCUCCGUGAUGGACACAAGUUGCCAAAUGCAUUUGGCUCCAUUCCAUUUGGCUUUGGAGUGAGGGGUUGUGUUGGUCGAAGGAUCGCUGAGCUGGAGAUGUACAUGCUUCUCUGCCAGCUCAUCCGACUUUUUGAAAUCAAACCAGACCCGACAAUGGGAGAGUUGAAGUGUAUCUGCCGCACCGUUCUGGUUCCAGACCAGUCAGUAAACCUCCACCUAGUGGCCAGAGAAUGUGACAAAGUUGGCUAACUUGCGUCCAUCAUAAUGUAAGAAAAAUUGCAGCAAAUGCACCUUAUACCUUAUGCACCAUAUUGAGGCUCCACGAUGAUUUGUAUAGGGGUGGGGGAGAGGUCCCAGGGAAAAUGCAGCAUAUUUUUUCUUUUUUUGUUUUGUUUUUUGGAUCUGUCAACAGUUGCAUAAACCAACAAAUAUAAUAUUAAAUAUUUUAAUAAUUACAAUAUUAAAAAGUAGAUUUACUGUUUGACCUGGCUUUUUUCUGACACUAGAUGUAGAUGUAAAAUAAACUUAACACUUUAGUACAAAUUUAGCCACAAAGUGGCAAAGAAUUAAGGGUCAAAGAAUGAAAGAGGCUAAAAAUCAAAGUGAUCUGACUGGUUUGUAAGUUUGUGCUGUUUAAUAAAAAAAACCAACCCUCAAUUGUUACAUUUUUGGCAACAAUUAGUGAUGUAUAAAAACCAAACAGCAUGUGGCAGCACAGUGAUAAGAACCAACAAACAACAAAUUCUCCAGAUAUUUAUUGAUUUAUAGCUGAGCACCUGACAAAUCAACGAUGUACAAAUGUAUUACAAAUUCUGUGUUUUUAACCCCACUGUUAUCUUUGUUGUUAACAUUAUGCACGUAACAACCAUUUCGUGCAACAAAAUUCCAGCUUUUUAAGGUUUAAUAUUAAAAAAAACAAAAAACUUUAUGGAUAAGUCUGAGUAAAACAAAUAGAAAUUUAAAACUUU
This is a messenger RNA of Cynoglossus semilaevis (tongue sole), 2800 nucleotides long. RefSeq names its product sterol 26-hydroxylase, mitochondrial-like. The transcript has 9 exons. Gene Ontology annotation, molecular function: monooxygenase activity; oxidoreductase activity, acting on paired donors, with incorporation or reduction of molecular oxygen; iron ion binding. Gene Ontology annotation, biological process: C21-steroid hormone biosynthetic process; cortisol metabolic process; cellular response to peptide hormone stimulus. Bases 519 to 2081 code for a protein of 520 amino acids. The record is from RefSeq and is a predicted model, not a curated record. Lineage: Eukaryota; Metazoa; Chordata; Actinopteri; Pleuronectiformes; Cynoglossidae. Gene Ontology annotation, cellular component: mitochondrial inner membrane.